UAAAGAAACUGUGCCAGAAGUACAACUACGCGUCGGUAUAUAGAUAGGUGCGAGGGACAGCCGCUAUAAAGGCAAGUGUGGCCUGUGUUAGGAGAGGUGCAGGGAUGUUAGUUCUUCCGGAUGGGAGGAUUGCUUUACGUGUCUCGUCGCACUUUUGGGGCCCAUAAGGUGAUCAUUAGUUGCAAGCAAUGAAAUAAAAGUACCUGUUUAGCAGGUGGAAUAUCUUGGGGCCAGAACUUCUGAAACCGAAUACAACAAGGAUCCAAUUUAAGGUCAUGGUGGAAUAUAACUGCAUCACCUUCCACCAAUCAGAAUCCAGCGACUGGUUUAUUAAAGGGAAUCAGCUUGGCCGAGUGGUUCUGCUGCCCAAAGAUUUAGCACCACCACUGGCUUUAGAACCCAGAUUGAGCACCACUGGUUAUUAAUGCAAUAUUUUUCAUCCACAUUUGAUUGGAUUGUGGGUGGAUCUUAAUUGAGAUCAGUGCACUGAGACUUUUGAUUAAUCGCAAAACUUUGUGACGGAUGUGGUUUCAAUCUAUUUCAGCCCCGUAAAGUUUGCUGAAUGCUAGAAAUAUGGGGCGAUUGGAUGAGAAUGCGAAGCACAGGAUUGUGAUCUUGAGGAAAGCCGGGUUAAGCUUUCGUAAAAUAAAGAAAGUUCUGGAGUUGGAUAAUAUUAAGGUGACACCACAAGCCAUCUAUCUCUUCCUUAAAAGAAAGAACAUUGAACCUGAAAAGUCAUCCUCUGCCAACCAGACCCAAAGCAUUCCCCCAAGAGCACAGCCAUGGGCAGACCGCCAGCCUUGGACUCCCUAUCAGGAGACUGGGCAGAAGCCAGCCAGUACAGAGACUAAACUUGAUGCUGGACACAGGGUACCGCAAGUGGUCAGCCAGGAAGAAGGUAUCAAGAUAGUGAGUGUGACCUCUCUAUCCAAAGGUAACCAUGCCUUUCAGGCAUCUUCCAGCAACCAGAGACUGAUAUCCCAAGGACAGGCUCCAGCAGAAACGUUUAAUGGGCCACGACCAGCGCAGUGCCUGCCGGUGGCUCCCCCACAGCUUCACGGAAGAGCAAGAACUCCCGUCCCUGCUCCUAGGAAUCCGGCUUUGCUGGUAACCAAGAAGAUAGUGGAUCGAGCUAUCCACCUUCAGAAAAAGCAGGUUACUGUUCAGAAUGGAGCCCAAAUGGUUGCUAAUGGAACACAUUACCCAGUCAGAACCUACGCUGACAGUCAUCCUCCCAGUAUAAGAACAGUCUCUGUACCUUCCAAGCAGGUGAAAGAUGCCAGCAUACAGACAGCAUUGUCCUUUCCGCCACCAAGGCCAACCAUGAGUGCAGAGCAACUGGACACAGUAAGAGGGGACAUUCACAGGCUGACACAGACCAUACAGACCCUAAUGGACCGGCAGAGUCGCUGGGAACAAGAACAACACAGGCAGCAACAGAACAACCACCAGGAGUUGCUGCAGCAGAUUCAGCAGUUGGGAGCUACCUUAACAGCCAAGGCUACUGAAAACUGUCGCACUUAUGGUGCCGGGGAGCAAAUGGAGGCAACACUCCCUGAUUUGGGCGCAUUUAAGAUGGAACUUUUGUAAAGUGAACUGACUGUGUGGACUGUUGUAGGUUUCGAGCCUUGAUUUUGGCAGCACGUGGCUGAACUGGACUAUAUGAUCAGUGGAACAGAUCAGAUUGUAUGCAGUUUCUAAUAAUUGUAUUUACAAGUUUGUUUUUUAAAAAAGAAAUAUAUAUAUCUAUGAUAUGA
Xenopus tropicalis (tropical clawed frog) is the source of this 1757-nucleotide messenger RNA. RefSeq lists its product as uncharacterized. NCBI's taxonomy places the organism in Eukaryota, Metazoa, Chordata, Amphibia, Anura, Pipidae. The coding region runs from base 574 to 1590 and encodes 338 amino acids. The transcript has 5 exons. The record is from RefSeq and is a predicted model, not a curated record.